Molecule: messenger RNA, 192 nt
Organism: Suillus subaureus
Lineage: Eukaryota; Fungi; Basidiomycota; Agaricomycetes; Boletales; Suillaceae
Exons: 3
Biological process (GO): regulation of DNA-templated transcription
Molecular function (GO): zinc ion binding; DNA-binding transcription factor activity, RNA polymerase II-specific
Source: RefSeq, a predicted model, not a curated record
CAAGUUCGCUCUCGUGUAACUGUCUGCAAACGUCUUAAACUGAAAUGCGAUCGUCGAGCCCCAUGCGGUUCUUGUACCAAGCGUGAUACGGUCGCCAGAUGUAUAUACUCUCCCGCUGCUGCUGAGAAAGUUGACCUUCAUUCACUCAACAACAGACUAAUAGCAGUCGAGUCACAGCUCGCUCAAAUAUCA